This is a messenger RNA of Sycon ciliatum, 483 nucleotides long. RefSeq names its product histidine-rich glycoprotein-like. The transcript has a single exon. The record is from RefSeq and is a predicted model, not a curated record. The annotation marks the transcript as partial. NCBI's taxonomy places the organism in Eukaryota, Metazoa, Porifera, Calcarea, Leucosolenida, Sycettidae.
AUGCACAAGCAUCACUGGCAUGAGCAGCACAGGCACGAGCAGCACAGGCACGAACAGCACGGGCACAUGCACGAGCAGCACAUGCACGAGCAUCAUGGGCACGAUCAUCACGGGCACGAGCAGCACAGGCACGAGCAGCACAGGUACGAGCAGCACAGGCACGAACAGCACGGGCACAUGCACGAGCAGCACAUGCACGCGCAUCACGGGCACGAUCAUCACGGGCACGAGCAGCACAUGCACGAGCAGCACAGGCACGAGCAGCACAGGCACGAGCAGCACAGGCACGAGCAGCACAGGCACGAUCAUCACGGGCACGAUCAUCACGGGCACGAUCAUCACGGGCACGAGCAGCACAUGCACGAGCAGUACAUGCACGAGCAUCACGGGCACGAGCAUCACGGGCACGAGUAGCACAGGCACGAGCACCGCGGGCACGAGCAGCACACUGGCACGAGCAGCACAGGCACGAGCAGCACAGGC